This is a messenger RNA of Amphiprion ocellaris (clown anemonefish), 1479 nucleotides long. Its product is annotated as crystallin J1A-like. The record is from RefSeq and is a predicted model, not a curated record. Lineage: Eukaryota; Metazoa; Chordata; Actinopteri; Pomacentridae. The transcript has 10 exons.
CUCCUCUGAGGGCGGUGCUAAGCAGCUAACGCUUUCAUAACACCACAUAAAGUACAUUUAGUUUUUAUGGGUAAGUGAAAUCGAAAUUGUUUGGCCGAAGAGGAACCGAGGAUUGCACCAAGCUAUUGUACCUCCUGCGGUACAUUAAACGGAGGCUAAGAUGGCUUCAGCUCUGGCCAACAGAGCAAUGGGAGCCAUUGUAGGAUCAGCUGUAGCAGAUGCAGCAGCGCAGCCCCUCCACUGGGUGUAUGACCUCCAGAAGUUGCAGGGGAUUUUGGAUGAGAAUCCAAACCCUGAAUUUCGCCCUGAGUCCGCCAACCCUUUCUACCGGAGGCAGACGGGCCAGCAGAGCUGCUAUGGAGAUCAGGCGUAUGUGCUGCUGGAGUCUCUGUCUGAAUGUGGAGGUUUAAAAGUUGAUGAUCUAUCGCAGCGUACGUUGAAAUUCUUUGGACCAGGAUCAGAGUACGACACACCUGUCAAUGAUCCAUACAGAGAUAGAUCAGGACCAAGACCUCAGCUUCCCAUCGACGGACCGUGGAGACAAGGAAGUCUGAAGGGCUUCCUGAAGAAUGUGGAUGCGGGCAAGGAGGAGACAGGCUGUGAGACCGACUGUCAGAUUGAUGGAAUCGCUAAACUGGCCCCAAUAGUGGCUUUUUAUGCAGGACAUCCUGACAUGCUGGAAAAGGUUGAGCAGGCAACCCGUGUCACCCAGAACAAUGAUGAAUGCGUGGCAGAGACUCUGGCGGCUGCAAGGUUUCUGGAGCAUUUCAUCCUGAAUGGUCCGGAUCCAAAAGUACUGGACGUGGUACUCAGUCAGCUCAGUGACCCGAACAGAAAGCAGCCUCAGGAUCUGGACAAAGCAGUCAUUGGCCACAUUCAUCAGGUGAAGGAGAAUUUGUCCAAGACUCCCAAGGAGCUGAUCCCCACUGUGUUUCCAAACACAUGAGGUUUGCCAGGUGCGUUCCAAGCAGCGCUGCACGGAGUCCUGACAGCUAAGCAGUAUGAGGCGGCUGUCAGAGACACCAUGAGCCGCGGGGGAUGCACCUGCAGCAGAGGAUCCUUCAUCGGAGCAUGUCUCGGGGCUCAGAUUGGGCUUGAGGGAAUCCCAUCUUCCUGGACGUCCAAAACUCUGCGAUACAACUCAGUGUUGGAGCACGCCCAGAAGAUUACCAAACACCACCAAUAGUUUUCCAGCACUGUAAUGAGUUUUACAGUGUUGAACAACUGAGAACGUCCUGAAAAGCAGUUGGGCUUUUACAGAGCAGUGAAUGAAGGUUCUUGUCAAAACGUUUGGAUGGCAGGAACUGGAUGUUUUUGUUUCUGUUAAAGUUAAACAUGUUGGUUCAGGUGUUCUGUGUCUAAAGUCACUAAAAAAAGAGAUCAAAAUCCUGUUUUCUGCUACUUAGUUGAGCUUAUAAUGUCUGACCAGUUAUUGUAAAGCUCAUCAUUAUCAAAUAAAACCAGUAAUUUUGGAGCGAC